AGUGUUGUUAAAAAAUAAUAAUAUACAAAUAAUCUUUCGCAUUGUUAUUUUGCGCACACAGAUUUGGACGCGUAUUCGCACGAAAAGAAAGCAACGGUAAACGCUUGUGCGUGCGGAGUGCGCUGUGAAAAUGAAUGAAUGAAUUAUGAAUUGGCAACGCAGUGCUGCUAUUGUGAUAUUGCUUAAUAAUCAUGUAAAAAUUGUUUAAUAGUUGCUGCCAAGAAAAGCAAAGAAAACACGUGAAAUUGUGAGAAAACGCUGGCCAAUGCGGUGAAAGUGCAACAGUAGUGACAACAACAACAACAACAGUGAGCAAGAAAAUAGCUCCAAAAGAGAACGAGUGAAAAGUAAAUUUUGCCAGCGUCUUUUGCCUCUUUCUCUUUGUAUUGCAUUUUGUGUUUAUUUUUGUUUCGUUUCAAUUCAAUUCAAAGUUGUCGUCAAAGUGUUAAGUGGAGUGAAGCUGGGAGUACAAACAGCAGCGCAGCAUAAGCAGCAAGAUUAACAAUAAAAUCGAAAUUUGCAACAAUUUGUGGAAUUCAACAACAACAGCCAGUGCAUGCAGCGUUAAUUAUGGCUUUACUCAAGAUGUUGCUGCCGUUGCCAGUCACGGCUGAGCUGUGCCUCGAACACGCCACGUACCAGUCGCAGCUGAGCACCAUUGUGAGCUACGAAAAUGCGACCGCCAAUGCCAAUGCCAAUGCCAAUGCCGUUGCCAAUGCAAGCGAGCGCAUUGCAGCAGAAUGAAGCCUUUCAGCAGGCGCACGUUCAUGUACACGCCACGCCAGUAGCUCAACAGCCGCUGUCCGCACAGCAGCAGCAGCAACUGCAGCAGCAGCAGCUCAGUUCAGUGGGACUUGAAAUCGACUUGGAACAGCAACAAUCAACGCACAAGGGCAAACUGCCGCCAUUGGAGCUGCUAGUGGAGCAUAAACUUAGCUACAGCUCAGCAGCCACAUAUCAGCAACAGGAACUCAAGGAUUCCAGACAACAGCAACAGCAAUCGCAUCACGAUCUCAGACAUUCCCGCAGCACUCCGUGCUCUGCUGAUAUACGCGCCUCCAAUUUUGAUGACGCUGCCGAACAUUUUAUUAUCAAUUUUCCCGCUGAAUCGUCGCAGCACUUGCAACUGCUGCCGCUUUCCGAGACGGUGCCACUGCUAACCCACAUUGAAGCCACUGUGGUGGACAAACAGCGCUCCAUACGCUUGAAUAAAAACAGCGCCUCGCUCAUUUUCACCAAAAAGGAGCUCGGCCAUCAGCAUCAACAGCAGCAGCAGCGCCGUCAGCAUCACAGUCUCUACGGCGCCAAGACCAAGACCAAGCAUCUGCCGCCAACGCGCGGACAACAGCAACGCCGCAGUCUGCAAUUGAACUACAACAACAAUCUGGUGACGACUGCCGCCGGCACAGCUGGCCAAGCCAAUUUAGCCGCCGCCAAGCUUGUGCCGCACAAGCAACAGCCGCAGCAGCAAGUUCAUAGUUACGCUCACAGCCACGCUCUGGGUCACGGUCACGGGCACGUGGUCGGCGUGGGGCUGACAUCGCCGACAACUAACGGCGCUGGCGCUGCCAAUUCGGCGCGCAAACAGCUCGCCUACUCCUGGUACGCGCCCGUCUAUAGCGCACUUGAGGAGGAGCUGGAGCAGGACUCGAGGGACUCGUCGCCAAUACACAAUCUGGCCAACACAAAGCAGCAGACGCAACGCGCCAGUGCCACUGCCGCCGCCACUGCCGCGCAUGCCGCCGACUCGGACACGAACGAGACAGUUGCGCUGCUGGAGACGCGCAACAAGUUCAACAUCAUUGCGGCAGGCAACGCUGGCGCUGAGCGCAAAGCGCAUCCAACGCGCAUCUCCCUCUCCCUGCCGCCACACACACAACAGCAACAGCUGCAGCAGCAGCAGCAGCAACAUCAACAGCAGCAGCAGCAACAUGCGCUCAGCGCUAGCAGCUUGGGCAAUGGCGUAGCAGAUGCAACCACUGGCGGCGAUGUGGAGAACUCGCUUGGCUUGUCCGCCGCUCAGCUGCCGCGGCGGCGACGCUUCGAGAACUUUCUCAUGGCGCUUGUGGGUCGCAAGAGCAGCAGCAGUCGCGAAAAGGAGCGCGAACGUGAACGCGAGCGCGAGCGAGAGCCGCCACAGCGUCCCGCCUCGCCGGAGAUUCGCAUUACGCGCACGCCCUCGGAGCAGGACGUGGUGCUGCGCGAUCCAGCGGGCCGGCAGCUAACCAAUGGCUAUGGCUACCAGAGCAGCAGCAGCAGUCGCCUGAGCAUCAGCGGCUCGAGCAACUCGCUGAAUGUGGUGCAACAGAAGCUGUGGCAUAUGAUGCGACGCGAGGGCAGCGCCAGCAGUUUGCAUCAGGAGAAAUCCCAAUCGAUUGUGCAGUACACGGGUCUGCGCAAAUGCGAAACGGUGCUGGCCCUAACACGCCAGGGACAGAGUCAAUGCCAGCAACUGCAGCCGACGACGCCCAGCAGCGAUGCGCAUGGCGGCAGCGGCAUCUUCAGCGCCGGCGGCGUCGAGCAAAUACGUCCGCUCAAUCGACUGCGGCACAGCGUGAACAGCAUCAAUGGUGCCGGCACCUGCUCGCGCUGCUCCAGUCUGCUCAGCUUGGCGGCCACCGGCUCACGCUACUCGCUGGCCAAUGGCUUUGUGACGCGUGCAGCGGACUCGGCGCAUUCACUCAGCGCGCAGCAGCAGCCGCCUUCAGAGGAUCUAACGCCCGAGCCGCAUAUCAAUGUGAAUGCCCAAAUACGUUUGAGCAAUGGCAGCAAUGCCGGCAAAAGUUCCGCUGGCCUGCCAAGCGUCAGCAUUAGCCCCAGUCCGCCGUCCAAUGUGACCACAGCCACGCUUCACUCCAGCAGCAACAACAACAACAACACUGAGGAAUUGGAACAGCAAACAACGCCCAGCGUUGACUUUGGCACCAGCCAUGCCUAUCCGCUUACAGUGAGCUCACUGCUGUCCAUGGCUAGCGCCAAUCAGGCGGCUCAGGCCUGCUGCGUACGCGACGGCAUCACGCUGCAGCAUCGCGAGAUGACGGACGUGACGCCAGCGGCCACCACGCCCAGCAGCAACUUUCAGCCCUUCACCUGCAAGCUCUGCCUCACCGAUGUCGAACUCGCCGCUGAGGCUACAACGCUGCUGCAGUGUGGCUGCCAGUUUUGCACUGAGUGCAUGCGCGCCUAUGCGGAGUUCGAGAUAACCGAAGGCGCCUACGAGAUCUCCUGCCCCGAUGCCAAGUGUCCAGCGCAAGGCGCCAUCUCGCUGCCCGAAAUCGCCAAUCUAACCACAACGAAUCUGCUGAAGAAGCAUCAUCGUUAUCGCCUAAAUCGAGAAAUCGAAUUGGAUAAGACGCGCACCUGGUGCCCACGUGCGGGCUGCGAAACCAUUUGCAUGGUGGGUGGCAGUGCUGGUGGCGCUGGCGGCGGCAGUGCCAUUUGCCAAAUGGACGAGUCGCCAUCGACAUCGCAAAGCUACACACCGCAGGAGGGUGCCGCGCUGCUCUCCGUGUCCGUCCAAUGUCCAUCCUGCAAGGAUGAGUUCUGUGCGCUCUGCAAGAAGGCGUAUCAUCCAAACAUUAGUUGCGAGGAAUUUGGGCGACGCCUGAUUGCCGACGGCCAGGACGAUAUUGGCAUACCGUUCGAUAACGAGCUCAUCAAGUGCUGCCCCAUGUGCGCGGUGCCCAUUGAGAAGGACGAGGGCUGUGCCCAGAUGAUGUGCAAGCGCUGCAAGCAUGUCUUCUGCUGGUACUGCCUGGCCAGCUUGGAUGACGACUUUCUGCUGCGGCAUUAUGACAAGGGGCCCUGCAAGAACAAAUUGGGACACUCGCGCGCCUCGGUGGUAUGGCAUCGUGCUCAGGUGAUUGGCAUAUUUGCGGGCUUUGGCAUUUUGUUGCUGGUUGCCUCGCCAUUGCUGCUGCUGGCGGCGCCUUGCAUCAUCUGCUGCAAGUGUCGCGGCUGCAGUGGUUCGAAGAUUGAUGAGGUGGAUGGCGAACUGGAGGAGGAGGUGACUGCUUUGCAAGGCUAGAGCUUGAGCGUCGGUUUGAAAAUUAUGUAAAAUCCCUCGUUAGCUGCUGACCGCCCGCCCGCCCAUCCAUCCCUUCUAUAAACCUGACGAGCUAUGUUAUUGGGCCAGCUAGUGGCUCAAUCUAGCGGCGACUAUUGUUAAUGACGAACCAUUUAAACUUAUUUUAAUUGUAUGCAUUGUAUAGUAUGUGUUAACUAAAUUGUGAUAUUUACAGUGAUUCGAUUUUUAAUUGAAUCGAAAAUUUGUUGAACCUAUACUGAGAAAAAGCGCGCGCCUUUGAUUCUUUUUAGGUUUUUUGUGUCGAUUUCUUUAUACAUAUGUACAUGUGUAUGUAUGUAUUAGCCGCAUACAUACGCAUAUGUAGUUGUGUAAUUGCUAUUUCGUUUUGCAUUAUAAAAAAAAAAAGAUUGUAUAAAUUAUGUAAGCCCAACAUUUUAGCGCGUAAGUUAGCCUAAAUUUACUAGCCCACUCUAGCAUUUUAAGUCUAUUUCUCACACUCUUACUAUAAAUCAAAAUGUGCUGCUUUUAUAUCAAAUCACACGCUCACAACACAAAACAACAAUUUUCUCAAGUAUUAAAAAAUACAAGACCCUCCCCACAGCCACCAACCAAUUAAGUACUAACAAAACUACAAGUACACGCUACCAUAGUGAAUGUAAUUUGAUUUUUAAAUAAUUGUGCAACUGCUUGGCAAUGCUUUUAUCUAUAACAUACUAUAAAAUUGUGUAUGUGUAAGUACGCAAAUUAAAUUACAAAAAGGCAUAAAUAAACAAAUAGAAUAUUGCUGAAUAUAUGUACGUAUAUAAUGACGUAUAGGCAAAGGUUUUGAUCGAUGUAAAUUAUUUAAAAUAUUUAAUGCAUAUAUCAUACAAAGUAUAUAUAUAAUUAUGCGUGUAU
Messenger RNA from Drosophila busckii, 4924 nucleotides. RefSeq lists its product as uncharacterized. NCBI's taxonomy places the organism in Eukaryota, Metazoa, Arthropoda, Insecta, Diptera, Drosophilidae. The transcript is spliced from 8 exons. Gene Ontology annotation, cellular component: cytoplasm; ubiquitin ligase complex. Gene Ontology annotation, molecular function: ubiquitin conjugating enzyme binding; zinc ion binding; ubiquitin protein ligase activity. The record is from RefSeq and is a predicted model, not a curated record. Gene Ontology annotation, biological process: ubiquitin-dependent protein catabolic process; positive regulation of proteasomal ubiquitin-dependent protein catabolic process; protein polyubiquitination. The coding region runs from base 674 to 4027 and encodes 1117 amino acids.